AGGGCAAGGCAAAAAAAGAGAGAAAGAAAAGGAAAAAGGUUGUGAAGAUGAGGAGGAAUUCAUGGAGUGGGUUUGGUGUAAUUGUGUAUGUAAUGAUGAGUUUUUGUGAAGGGCGUGUGGAUCUCCCGCCAAACGUAACGGUUCCGGCAGUAUUUGCGUUUGGAGAUUCGAUCGUUGAUCAAGGCAUGAACAAUCAUAUGGCAACACUUGUCAAAUGCAAUUUCCCGCCCUACGGAAGAGAUCUCAACAACGCCGUUCCCACCGGCAGAUUUAGCAACGGCAAGACUCCUCCGGACUUCAUCGCCUCAGAACUGGGAGUGAAAGAACUGAUACCAGCUUAUCUUGAUCCCAAUUUGAAGCCUCAAGACCUUCCAACUGGAGUCAGCUUUGCUUCGGGAGGAUGCGGCUUCGACCCGCAAACUGCUCAAAUAGUGUCAGCAAUACCUCUGUCUGAUCAGUUGAAUCAUUUCAAAGAAUACAUUGGAAAGCUGAAAGCAGCAGUUGGGGAAGAAAAGGCCAAGUUUAUCUUGGCCAACAGCUUAUACCUGGUGGUGGCAGGCAGUGAUGAUCUUGCCAACACUUACUUCACCAUCGGCAUCCGUCGCCGGCAAUACGACGUCAAUUCAUACACCGAUCUCAUGGUGUCCUCGGCUUCCAACUUCAUUCAGGAACUAUACAAGCUUGGAGCGAGACGAAUCGCUGUUUUCGGCACCCCACCAAUAGGAUGUUUGCCGGCUCAGAGAACCCUUGCAGGCGGCAUAGCGAGGAUGUGUUCCGAGGAAGAAAAUCAGGCUGCCCAAAAGGUUAACGAAAAGCUCUCACCGGCACUCGCUUCCCUCGCCAAACGCUUGCCUCAGUCCAAGAUUGUUUACGUCAACAUCUACGACCCUCUUCUUGAUCUCAUCCAACACCCUCAAAACCACGGGUUCGAGGUUAGUGACAAAGGCUGCUGCGGGACAGGAAACAUAGAAGUGGUCAUACUGUGUAACAAAUUGAGCAGAACGUGCAGCGAUGACUCUAAGUACGUGUUUUGGGACAGCUACCAUCCCACUGAGAGAGCAUACCGGGUUCUCGUUGAUCUAAUCCUACACAAAUACAUCAACGCCUUAGAAUGAGGCCUCCAACUGCCUAAAACAAUUUUAUUUAUUGGGACCAAUGUUUAAACAGAGGGCUUUUGUUUAACAUGUUUUCUUUCUUAUGUAAAUCAUCUGCCUCAACUCAUAUGUUCUACUUCUCAAUCAA
Salvia hispanica is the source of this 1242-nucleotide messenger RNA. Its product is annotated as GDSL esterase/lipase EXL3-like. NCBI's taxonomy places the organism in Eukaryota, Viridiplantae, Streptophyta, Magnoliopsida, Lamiales, Lamiaceae. Gene Ontology annotation, cellular component: extracellular region. Gene Ontology annotation, molecular function: hydrolase activity, acting on ester bonds. The record is from RefSeq and is a predicted model, not a curated record.